AUGCAUGCCACGGUCGACAGUCCACCCUCUGCUGCGACUGACAUCGCGCCUUCUGUCGCGUCCGCUACGUCCGUCUCACCUCCUUCGGUGGCCCCCGCAGUCUCCGGCUCACCAAAUGACCCUGGUUCCUCCUCUCUCCGCCGCCUGAAGUCCAAAUCCUCCCUCUGGAGUAUCGGCAGCAGCAAUCAGAGCCUUCACGAAGACGAUCCCGUAUCCCCGGAGCCCACCAGCGCUGAAAAGCAUACGUCCCGACCGAACAUCUUCCGUCGACUGUCUCCCGCCCUGGCGGCCCGGGUGAAGUUGCUUGAUGGUAGUAACAAGGUGACUAGUGCCCCUCGGAAUCCCAACAACGUCGGCCGAAUCCCCGAAGAGCACCUCAAGGAGCUAGACAACCUACACCAGGACCUAUCGAUCAAGGUUGAACGGAGAGGCCAGACGUGGAGUGGUCCGACCCCAACAUCACCCACCCAAACAUUUACGUUUACCCGCAGCGCGUCCAACAAACUUGAAAUCCCUAGUUCCGACCUCCAGCAAGAGAUCCAAGACGCGCUCGCGCAGGGGUCAGAAUACGCCGACGCGGUCAUCGACAGCCCAGAUCCCCCCGUGCUCGUCGCCGCCGCCAGCGGUCCUUCACCGGCAUCCAUGUCUGUUGCAGAGCCAGCGCCAGAGCCACUGCGUGCCGACCCCGAACCAGAGUCAUUAUCUGACACCAACCCCCAAGAUACCCGGACCGACUUUGAGAAGUAUGUCGAUGACACGAAGCGCAGCGAGGAGCAGGCAGCGGACGCGGCAUCCGCUCCCCCGCCCAAGGACUCCCUACCCAACUAUACCCUCGCCUCGGCUUCCAACUCACAAUCAUACUUCAACCCCAUGGGGCUGCAACGCCCUGAAUCAAUAUACUCGUUUUCCCGUGCCUCGUUCAGUAACCAGCUGUCCCAGCUGACGUCUAUACCACUGCCGCGGCCGUCGUCGCUAGAAGCCAGUAUAAGAAAUAUCUCCACGGCUCUCGCCGCAGUGCGCGCACUGAACAACGCCGCCGAGCAGAUUCAGAUUUGGAUUCGAAAGGCGUCAGAUGUACUUAGUGGUCUGGAUUCAGAGGAUGACGUUGAAUGGGCGGCGGCCGGCGGGCGAGAGGGUCUGGAUGGCGUAGAUAGGGCCAUCACCCGUUUUGAAUCCCUGGUCAACGUGUACGUGAAAGCGAUCGAGAACGUGCAGCUCCGCGACGACAUCGCCAAUGUCGAUACCCAGAACUUGACAACCAUUGUCAACCAGAUGGAGCUGAUCCUGCAGAACUGGGCACAGAUAAAGUCCAAGCUGCGAGGUGUGAAGGAACAGGUGGAAUUGGCAAUGGAAUGGGAGGAGCUUUGGUCAAACGUACUCGGCGAUGUCGGGGUGGAAAUCGACAACCUGAGCGCGAUGAUUUUUGAGAUGGAGGAGAAGCGACAUCAGGCCCUCAUGGAUAACGGUACGGAAUCGACCGGUGGUCUUGACAUUAACGAGCUCGAGACCAUUGUGGAAGAGUCCCCGACAAAGGGCCGCUCACCGGCCACGAAUCGCCUCAGCAUUGGACCGAUCUUGGCAGCAGCCUCCGGAACCCCGAUCAUCAAGACCCCGCAGGACGAUUCGAGCCACUCUAACCUGAUGGCGCUGUUUGCACGCAUGCAGCCUCUUCGGGCAUCCUUGGAUUUCUUACCCAUGCGACUGUCCAUGUUCCAAUCUCGGGCGGAGGGGCUUUUCCCGAGCGCGUGCGAGGAGCUUGACGACCGAAAGAGCCGACUGGAGAAGAGCUACAAAGUGCUUGAAACCGAUGCCGAAGCCUUGCGUAAAGAGUUGGGAGAAGAUAAGUGGAUUAUAGUUUUCCGCAAUGCGGGUAGUCAGGCGCAGAAGAUGUUCGAUUCAGUUGAACGCAGCAUUGCCAAAUUGCAAGAAGGGCUCGAGUCGAAUGCACAGGUAAACAACCCGGCAAGCCUGACCAAGCGGAUUGAGAACUAUGAGGCGAAGAAGAUGCACUAUGUGCCUGCUAUCGAACGCGUUAUAUCGAUCAUCCAAAAGGGUGUCAAUGACCGGUUGACGGUGAAUGGCGAAGUUUUGCGGCUGUUGUCCGACAUGACUUCGCGGACGAAUGCCCUAAAGACCAGUCUGAAAGUCAUGGAUGCCUCCCUUGAGGAUGUGCAGAUUGUGAAAGGCCAACAGCUUCGGGACUCCAUCUCGAGCAUCAUCACGAUGGAUAGCCCGGCGACUGGCAGUGCUGUUGAGACCCCAGGCAGCUCACCGGCUUCCUCGGUUGUGCUUGGGAAUGGUUAUAAAGGAUCUACAACACCUAUGGGCUCAAGCCGCCGCGAAAGUUCGGUUGGAAGUGCCACAGCACGGUCUACUAUGUCCAAGGUCCGACGACUAUCUGGACUACCACAGGUGACAGCGACGCUGACGGGUCGCAAGUCUUCGAUCCCUAAACCCACAGCCCCUGUCACCCCGACACCAGCUAGCCGUACCUCGCGUGUCCCGCAGCCUUCUACGAUUCCAAAUCGGCCCCGCUGGAGUAACAGCACUAAUCUAAAUGCCGUGACUGCCGUCACCCCCGGCACAUACCGCAAAACCUCCGCACCGGCGCGUACACCUCGUCCUUCAUCAACCCUUCCCUUCCGCCGCGAUAUGUCGGUAUCGCCAGCUCCCAGUCCAGGUCGGUCGAUGAGCCGUAUAUCAAGCCGAUUGGCAUCCCCGUCUCACAGUCCUGUACGAAAUAUCUCCUCCCCGACACCCGCACGGUCAUCUCUCCUUGACCCGCCACCGUAUAGCCGUCUUCGCAGGCCUUCGGGUAUAGCGAAUACCCCACGCAGCCGACAAAGUUUUGCCGGGAUGGGCUCGGCAUUCAGCCGCAGUGUUUCGUCUCAGGGCCCCGAUCCCCUCGAAAGCCCCAGCAAGUCAACCCGCCCCGGUACUGCUUUGGGUCACUCUUCGAACCGACGCACCAGUCUCCUCCCCUUGCCCAAAGCUCGUGUUGGGAUGGACAGCACUGCCGCGCAGACGAAGCUCAACGCACGACCACCAUGGCGGGCUUGA
Molecule: messenger RNA, 3060 nt
Organism: Penicillium macrosclerotiorum
Lineage: Eukaryota; Fungi; Ascomycota; Eurotiomycetes; Eurotiales; Aspergillaceae
Product: KAR9 family protein
Exons: 1
Coding region: 1-3060 (1019 amino acids)
Biological process (GO): mitotic spindle orientation checkpoint signaling; establishment of spindle localization; nuclear migration along microtubule
Cellular component (GO): mating projection tip; cell cortex; spindle pole body
Source: RefSeq, a predicted model, not a curated record